Zychaea mexicana is the source of this 532-nucleotide messenger RNA. RefSeq lists its product as uncharacterized. Lineage: Eukaryota; Fungi; Mucoromycota; Mucoromycetes; Mucorales; Lichtheimiaceae. The coding region runs from base 151 to 366 and encodes 71 amino acids. The transcript has a single exon. The record is from RefSeq and is a predicted model, not a curated record.
GGUCUAAUAAGGUUAGUUUGCAACUUCUCAUCACAGGCUUUGAGAAGGAUAUUUGUAUAAAUGGGUAGCUUCUUGAACAUCAGUACAUUUCUCUUUCACACACUUUCUGUUCUCUCCUCUUUCUACUGAUACUCUCUUUUCCACAUCACCAUGGGUUUACUUUCUUACGUUGUUGUCACUGGUGUUGGUGCCGCAAUCACUGCAACUGGAGUCGGUGCCCCGAUCGCCGCUUAUAUGGGCUUUUCCGCUGUUGGACCCGUCGCUGGAAGUCUGGCCGCGGGGGCGCAAUCGUAUGUCGGUGCCGUAGCAGCAGGAUCCAUCUUUUCUGCUUUGCAGGCGGCUGCUAUGUCACCUUUUACUCCUUGAGCACUGCCCUUGCUUGACACCGGUUUUUAAACCAUCAAACUCUUCUUUCCAUACAUGUAAUUCUAUCCUUGAACUAUAUUGUACGUCUGUCAUUGUUUCUGUGUAUAGCACAGCAGCACACGAAUUUUUUUCUCGAUCAAUAAAACAAUGAAAUCAAAUCAUUUAA